Bemisia tabaci is the source of this 2330-nucleotide messenger RNA. Its product is annotated as homeobox protein SIX6. Gene Ontology annotation, biological process: regulation of transcription by RNA polymerase II. Gene Ontology annotation, cellular component: nucleus; transcription regulator complex. The record is from RefSeq and is a predicted model, not a curated record. Gene Ontology annotation, molecular function: DNA-binding transcription factor activity, RNA polymerase II-specific; RNA polymerase II cis-regulatory region sequence-specific DNA binding. NCBI's taxonomy places the organism in Eukaryota, Metazoa, Arthropoda, Insecta, Hemiptera, Aleyrodidae.
GCCAGUUGCUCCCCGAUCUCUGCUACGCCCAGCGCACGCCGCUCCGUCCUAUAACAACACACGUCCCCCCGUAUGUACCUCGAAAAAAUACGGGUUUUUUUUGUUCAAAUUUUGUGAAACCUCGAAGUGUGAAAUUUAGCCGCGUGAUGCGUAUUUGUUUUCGUUUUUCCGUUUGUUCUACGUCGAAUUGACUUUCCGGAGUGCGUUUCUCGACGUGAAAAUCUAUUUCCACGCGGAUUUUGUGGUGCGUUUUGAACUUGUUGACCUAACACGACGUGUACAGUGUUGUUGAAUUUAUUUUUUCCACGCAGUUUCCAUUAGUUUUGCUCUAUAUGACUGAAAUAUUUGUCGUACCUCUAAAUCAUUGUAAGUGGGCCUUUUUAGCGGUGUUUUCUAAGUAAGCGGGUAGUUCCGCGAUUGUUGUAGGGGCGAAUAACUCCCUCCGUUUUCCCAACAGCCCACCGUCCGGUGUCCUAUAAUUGUGCGUUUUUCGCUGUUUUUUCUACUCGCACUUUCAGGGAAAAAUCUCCUUCGUCAUAUAUCAAUUGUCUAUUUGAGUUAGGUGUGAUCUCUCCAUUAAAAACUUUCCUCCAAGUUUAUCGAUUUUCCAUUAGUUUUUCUAUUAUUUGGCCAAUAUGAAAAAAGCCAGAUCCUGACCAUGGCAAAAAUGAACUGACCCUCGGCACGCUCUAAAAACAAAAUGUGAAAUUUCCGGGACCCCUCAAACGUCUUUCAGUGCGCUUUAUCAAUUAACUCUGACCUCAUUUACUUGUGCACGAGCUCAUGUUCCCUCAUCACCCAGACUUCCAUCCGCGGUAUCGGAAGAUGGAGUCCUCCUCUCCGAGCAGCUGCAUGGACCAGUUCGCUUCCUCGCCGGACACCUCAACGAUGACAUCACGACUGGCCGAAUCGGAGAUCCCCCUUGACUGUCUGCGGAACCGGCGACGGAAACCGGACUUUAACUUCAACAACGUGCCGUACUUGGUGAAGCACGAGGAGUACAACACGACGACGUACAACAAAACUCCGUCGUACAGCAAGCCGCCGCCGUUGUCGCGAGUGACGUUCUCCCCGGAACAGAUCUCCUGCAUGUGCGAGGCCCUGCAACAGGCCAACGACAUGGACCGUUUGGCCGAGUUCGUGUGGUCCCUGCCGGAGAGCGAGCAGCUCAAGGGGCAGGAGGCCGUCUUGCGGGCCCGCGCCCUCAUCGCCUUCAAGAAGGGCCAAUUCAAGGAGCUCUUCGAGAUCCUGGAGAAACACGAGUUCAGCCCGAAGCACCACAAGAAGCUCCAGUUCCUGUGGUACGAGGGGCACUACAAGGAGGCCGAGAACACAAGAGGAAGAGCGUUGUGCGCGGUGGACAAGUACCGGCUGAGGAAGAAGUUCCCGCUCCCGAUUACCAUCUGGGACGGAGAGGAUACCGUCUACUGUUUCAAAGAGUCAGCGAGAAAAGUCCUCAAGAAGUCCUACAUGACGAGCCGCUACCCCACUCAGGACGAGAAGAGACUCCUCUCCAACGAGACGGGGCUGACCAUGGUCCAAGUCUCGAACUGGUUCAAAAACAGACGGCAGAGGGAUCGGCCGCCGGCGAAAUCGAGUUCAGGGAGCUCGGAGGACCUGUUGCCGACGUCUUCGCUGAUGGGGAGCAGUCCCUCAACGGCGUCGAUGAAGUCGACGUUCAGCUACGGGGGCGUCGCCGGCGUCGGGGGCACCGAGACCCUCCGCGCCGGCUCCAACGACCAGAACCAAGUGCUUUACUCCGCAGCCAACUACCAUUUUUCCGGUUGCCAUGGCUACGAGACCUCGCUCCUCCCUCUAGCCGCCGUAUCCCACGCUUAGGGCUCCAACAGCCCCCCUUCCCUCUUCCGAGCUUAGAGCUUUUCAGACAAAGCACUCUGUUUACCGCCAAAGAUGUCCUUCCAGUGGCGUGGCGUGAAUUGCGAUGUAUCGAUUCUUAUGCCAUUUAAACCUAUGGUAAAGAAUCGAUUAUUAAGGUGUUCGCUGUCUAUCGAUCCUUUUCCAUAGGUUUAAAUGGCAUUACAAUCGAUGUAUCGCAAAGCACGCCACGCCACUGGUACUUAGCGCCCGAGAACAUCCGGGGGAAAACAGCGGAUUAAUCAUUCGAACCUAACUUCAUACACUGAUUAGUACGGAUUCAAGCAGAAUCGACCCGGCUACAUCAGGCAUUAUUGCCUAAUUUAUUCUUUUGGUUUAAUUGUUCAACAGAGCGGAAUCUCGUAAAAGUAUUUUUUAUUACCUUGCACGGAGAAAAAAACGUCGUGCGUGGGACCCGAGGUUGAGGUCAUAUGGAUCUCUGAAGUUUUCGGAUC